Messenger RNA from Colletotrichum chrysophilum, 1617 nucleotides. RefSeq lists its product as uncharacterized. Bases 1 to 1617 code for a protein of 538 amino acids. The transcript has 4 exons. Lineage: Eukaryota; Fungi; Ascomycota; Sordariomycetes; Glomerellales; Glomerellaceae. The record is from RefSeq and is a predicted model, not a curated record.
AUGUCGAGCAAGCAGCUGGAGGCUUACAACGCCGCUCGUGUCGCCCGGGCCAAGCAGAACAUAGCCAAGAGCAGCAAGGCAUACGAAGAUCGAGAGAAGACUCAUCCGCUCAAGUUCGCCGAUAACAUGUACGAGGUUUUGAUGGCCAAACGCCCACCCACUCUCGACUUCUUCCGUACACUCCCCAAACCCAACAAGAGCAAUCCGGUUUGGGGCGUCUACACAAUCCUUAUGGAGAAGGCCAAUCACCCAGCGAAGCUUUACGUCGGGUCAGGAACCAAUGCCGACCACGGUGUUGUGACUCGGCUACGCGAUUACAAGAGGGAGACACUCCUUCCCCAACUUGUCCUCAAAGCCCUCCAAGAGGGAUACUCUAUCAGCCAUGCCGGGUUGUUGUGCUGGUAUGCGAUGCCCAAGCCUGGCCAAGCCCCUAUUGCACGGCUGAGGGUCAUCACAGUUAAGGCCACGAUGGCCUUCGUGUUCUUCGCCGGCAGACCCUGCAAGAUGGACGUUCUCUGGGACGACAUGCUCCCAUGGACAAGAGACGGGGUUUCUUGGCAACCUCUUUGCACGCACACGGCUUUCUUGCAGAAGCCGCCUGGUGAUUUAGACAUGUCAGAAGAAGAGUUGGAGUCCUACAACACCCAGCGCCGCGAGAGGGCUUUGGUGCAAAUGAAGAUAAACUCGAGGGAGUACGAAGACGGAGAGAAAGCCGUCACUUUCACGACGGACGACUUGUCGACCUCCUACCAGCCCGCCGGAAAAGGCGAUGGCAAGAUCACCGGCAGCAGCAGCAAGAGCGACGCCAGCGACAGGGCGUCUGCCAUCUUGCCGACGAACAAAGACGUUGUCCUUCGCCAGUUGAGGCAGAUGAUGAACGCAAUCGAUUCAGCUCCGACGCAGCAGGAAGCGCAAAGUGCCGCGGAAAAGCUCAAGAACUAUACUCUCUGGCCUCGGACCUUCCGUCACCCCAAUGCGGCAAUCAUCAACGCGGAAUUCCUCCAACAGUUGUCGACCCUGUUGGUCAGCUCUCCAGAGGAUAUGUCAAUCCGCUUCAACCAGCUUGGAGGAGUUCUCUGGGUUCUUGCGCAGAAUUUGCCAAGAGCAGCCAUGCCGACGAGCCAAGACCUCCGAACAGCGAUGUACUUUGUACGCGAAUUGGGCUUCCGAGGAUGGGAGCCGGCUAGCAGCUAUACCCGGUCAGAGUCCCAGUCCCGCACUUCAACCGAAUGGAUGGAGUACGACAACAAUGAGAUUGACAGAAUGCUCGAUACGUUCAAGAGGGUGAUGGCCCAUCUUACUUCCAGGGUGGCAGCUACGAACAAUGGCAAAACAAGGAUGCCGCCCGCGCCAGACUUCAACGUCCUCGGAAAACUAGCAGAUACGAUCGAUUAUGAUCAAGCCGCACUCAUUACGGAGGAAGCCUACUCGCACGUAGUAGCCCUGGUGGGCGACCUUUUCAAUGCUGUCUUUGAAGAGCCUCUCAAAAUGAUGAAGACCAACCACCAGAUUUUCCUUGACGAACAUGCCACCAACGACAACGACCGAGCGAGCGACCGAACGGAUGACAGAAUGAACAGCGCUUUAUUCGUCAACGACGAUAUCUACAACCCCUAG